Molecule: messenger RNA, 3537 nt
Organism: Gambusia affinis (western mosquitofish)
Lineage: Eukaryota; Metazoa; Chordata; Actinopteri; Cyprinodontiformes; Poeciliidae
Gene: impdh1b
Product: IMP (inosine 5'-monophosphate) dehydrogenase 1b
Exons: 17
Coding region: 293-2143 (616 amino acids)
Biological process (GO): GTP biosynthetic process
Cellular component (GO): cytoplasm
Molecular function (GO): IMP dehydrogenase activity
Source: RefSeq, a predicted model, not a curated record
AGCAGUCUGAGAAAGGCUUAACUUUUUUGUUUUUAGACUCACAAUUAGUUUGGUAAGCAACAGCAAAAGAAAGCGAGUAUAUGCCAGGAUUCAGAUUAGAAUACUGUAUUUGUUUUGCAAAUUUUAUGAUUAUUUUAAGUUCGUCUUGCUUCACUUUGGGGAUUACUUCCCUACGCAUUUAAGUGACUGUUGGAGAUCUUUCUUAUUUUAAAAAAAAAUGUGUUAACAUAACUUGCUGCACAACAAGACUGAGGGGCCCCCGUAGAUUCAGGGUCAGAUCUCUGGGCCAGCGAUGGAAAGAUUUGAAUACAAGCACUUUGUGGACGGAGUAAGAGAGAGCCAGCACAUUGACUACCGAGGAGUUGUAGGGGACACACAGGCUUCAUAUACGUGUGCUCCACUUAAGGAAGGGGAUCACUGUAUCCGGCACAUUUCACAUAUCCAUGGACACGAAACAGCAGCACAGCGGUACAAUGCCAUUCGGACUCAAGCAGGCUUUUCUCCAGAAAACAUGGCGGAUUAUUUAAUCAGUGGUGGUACGGGCUACGUCCCAGAUGACGGACUGUCGGCACAGCAGCUCUUUUCAGUUGGCGACGGCCUUACAUACAACAGAUCUGACCAACAGUGUGUUGUCUCGGAUGGCCAUACGGCUGAAGAGCUAUGCUCUAAAGGAGAAGGGUUGACUUACAAUGACUUCCUGAUUUUGCCUGGCUUCAUUGACUUUACCUCUGAUGAAGUGGAUCUGACGUCAGCACUCACCAAGAAGAUCACCCUGAAAACCCCUCUUAUCUCGUCGCCCAUGGACACCGUCACAGAGUCAGCCAUGGCAAUUGCUAUGGCGCUAAUGGGAGGAAUGGGAUUCAUUCAUCACAACUGCACACCUGAAUUCCAAGCCAAUGAGGUCCGGAAGGUCAAGCAUAUGAGGUUCGAACAGGGCUUUAUCACAGACCCGGUCGUAAUGAGUCCGUGUCACACGAUUGGAGACGUGUUUGAGGCCAAAGUAAGACACGGUUUCUCUGGAAUUCCCAUCACGGAGACGGGAAAAAUGGGCAGCAAGCUGGUUGGGAUUGUCACCUCCAGAGAUAUCGACUUCCUCUCUGAAAAGGACCAUGGCAAACCUCUGGAGGAGGCUAUGACGAAAAGAGAGGACUUGGUGGUAGCUCCAGCUGGGGUCACUCUCAAAGAAGCCAAUGAUAUUUUACAGAGGAGCAAAAAAGGCAAGCUUCCCAUUGUGAAUGAUAAUGACGAGCUGGUGGCCAUUAUCGCCAGGACAGAUCUGAAGAAGAACAGAGACUACCCGCUAGCAUCAAAAGAUUCACGCAAACAGCUUCUCUGUGGUGCCGCCAUCGGCACCAGGGAGGAUGACAAAUACAGACUGGACCUACUGGUGCAGGCUGGGGUUGAUGUGGUUGUGCUGGAUUCUUCACAGGGCAACUCAGUGUAUCAGAUCAACAUGAUCAGCUACAUUAAACAAAAGCAUCCUGAAGUACAAGUCGUGGGAGGAAACGUGGUUACAGCAGCCCAGGCCAAGAAUCUGAUUGAUGCCGGAGUGGAUGCUCUGAGGGUUGGGAUGGGUUGUGGCUCCAUUUGCAUCACGCAGGAAGUGAUGGCUUGUGGGCGUCCUCAGGGAACCUCUGUGUAUAAAGUAGCAGAGUACGCGAGACGUUUUGGCGUGCCGGUGAUUGCGGAUGGCGGUAUUCAGACUGUGGGCCACGUGGUGAAGGCUCUGUCUCUGGGAGCAUCGACUGUUAUGAUGGGCUCCCUGCUAGCUGCAACCACCGAGGCUCCUGGAGAGUACUUCUUCUCAGACGGGGUGCGACUGAAGAAAUAUCGGGGGAUGGGCUCUCUGGAUGCGAUGGAGAAAAGCACCAGCAGCCAGAAGCGCUACUUUAGUGAGGGUGACAAGGUGAAGGUCGCUCAGGGCGUGUCGGGCUCAGUCCAGGACAAAGGCUCCAUCCAUAAGUUUGUGCCGUACCUCAUAGCUGGAAUCCAACAUGGCUGCCAGGACAUCGGAGCAAAGAGCCUGUCUGUCCUCCGUUCUAUGAUGUACUCUGGGGAACUGAAGUUUGAGAAGCGAACUAUGUCUGCACAGGUUGAGGGAGGCGUUCAUGGACUACACUCUUAUGAGAAGCGACUUUACUAAAUGGAGCUUAAGGAAGACUGAAGGAGAUCCAAUCUGACAGUGACCAAAUGUUUUAAAAACUUCUGCUGAAAUCCACAACAACUCCCUCUCUGCUUCCUCUGCAUUAAGCCCACUCGCUCACUUUUCACAAACGGCUGAUUUGGGGUAGAGGACGGAAACGUAGCAAAUGGAGAAUCUUCAAACCUACACCGGCUCUCUGAACACCUCAGUCUUUGCUCUCAAGAAGUGGCGCAUCAGGGUUAUCUUUUUUUGUUUGUUUGUUUGUUUGGUUCAUGAGUGUGCAGCCCCACACCAGGUUCAUGUGCGUGAGGCUGAUGGUUGUGAGAGAACCUGUGAAUUCCAGGUUGUGUGAGGUUACAGUAAAGUCGGGACGGGGUAAAGGCGCGCUGUGUUGUAUUUGUCCUGUCGGAAACAGCCGUGGCGCAGAUCAGCAGCAUCUUUUCGUGGCUCGUUUUGGGUCCAGCAUCUACCAGCAAACGCGCCACCUGAACCUUAACUCAUCUCCGUUCAACAACACAGAUUGCAGAACACAAAAUGGCACGUCUCUCUUUGUGCUCCGUGCCAGUGUGGACCGGCAAACCUUUCUGAGUAAUAAUUCUAGGUCAUUGCAGAUGUAUGCUGCUCGUAUUACAACACGUUAUUUACUUGGUGUAUAGUGCGUUCUUACAAUUGAGUCAUUUGUCAUCGUUGUUAAUUGAAUCAGAAUAGAGGGCAGAUCUGCAGUGGGGCCUUUUUUUUUUAUUUCUUUUUUUCCUCUUUGGAAAUUCAAUCAUUCUGAGCCAAAUAACCAGUGCCCCAUCUCAGUGUUGGUAUUUGUAACAUGGAGGGCACCAAAAGCUAAUGAACAUAAGUUAUGUUUAGGAUGUAUAAUGGGUCAAUCAUAAACACUCAAAGUGACUAUUUCCUUUGUUGUAAUCUGAAUAUUUUUUCAGAGAAAAACUCUUUAUAUUAAACCUGUAGAGUCCUGGCGACUUUGAUUUCAGCUGGAAGGUUUUUGAUAAUGCAUGUUUUUAUUUCACUGAGCCAAGUGUGGCUGUGUUUGUAUUCUGCUUAGAUCGCAAACAUACUGCCAAGUGUAUCUACACUUCUUUUUAUUUUAUUUUAUUUUUUUUUAAACCUUAAUACCAAAACUGGUGUGGCAGUUAGCUCAUCUGUUUCUUUCCUGUCAGGCAUGGAUUGUUGCGUUUUUAUCUGUUCACCAGAGGUAUGCCUUGAAAUAGAGAUGGAGACAUCAGCGCAGUGAAUAGCGACACGUUCUUGCCACAUUUUAUUUGAGUGUCUUUGUUUGCCGUUCAGUUGAUGUUGGGGUUAGAAAUUGUUCAAAGUGGAUAUCCUUGCCAUACUUUUACCGUACUUUUUUUCUUCUUUUUUUUUUCUCUAACCCAAUGAAGUUU